Messenger RNA from Vanessa atalanta (red admiral), 3911 nucleotides. RefSeq names its product neural cell adhesion molecule 2-like. Lineage: Eukaryota; Metazoa; Arthropoda; Insecta; Lepidoptera; Nymphalidae. The coding region runs from base 130 to 1533 and encodes 467 amino acids. The record is from RefSeq and is a predicted model, not a curated record. The transcript has 11 exons. Gene Ontology annotation, molecular function: protein binding.
UUCACAGUCGAGUGCCGCACGGGACACAGGAAUCUCCAAAAAGUUUUUCAUAAGGAAGCGCGCGCUUUGUAACAUAUCCUUUGACGCAGUUCGGGUGUUUUCAUGUCAGUAGUUGUGUAAAUCGUGAAAAUGAGGUGGGCUGCUUCGUUGUUAUUCGUCAAUUUAUUAUCUACGGUCUUGACAGCGGAAAUAGACGAUGGGGCGCCUUUCCUGCAGGUCAUGGCAAGAUCAUCAGUUUACAAUGUCGGCGAGAAGAAAGCAAUUUACUGUAAAGGACUGAAUUUGCCUGAGAAAAUCGUAUGGUACUCGCCUUCCGGCAAUAUUGUUGAAGGACGCUCUGUCAAGAAUACCAGGGUAUAUGUAGAACGGCCUAAAAACGAAACUCUAGUCAGCAGCCUUGUGCCACUCAUCAUCCAUAGCACCAAGAUAGAAGAUAGCGGUAACUGGACCUGUAAAGCCGGAUCUCUCAGUGAAAAACUGGAAAUACUUGUAGGUGAAAAAGUUAAUUUGAGCGUAAAGGAAGAUAGCUUCAUAGGAGAGGAGUCGAAAUCAGCAAAACUCGAUUGCGUAGCUAAAGGUUACCCAAAACCCGUCGUGCAAUGGUACAAGGAUUUAGUGCCUAUUAUCGAUGAUCAUAAGAAAUAUAUCGUAAGGAAAAGGGAAGACAACCAUCAAUUGGAAAUCAGGAACUUGACUCACCAAGACACCGGAGAGUACACGUGUAAGGUGACCCAAAAAGCGCUGUCCUAUUACACCUACAAACGUGUCUUUCUUACCGUACAACAUAAACCUGUCAUCGUCAACCACGAUACUAAUGAGGUCUAUUACACCAAGUAUAGCAGUGAAGAGGUCUACGCUAUUGUCAAUAAAACCAAAAACAUUACGUGUAGUGCUAUUGCGAGCCCUCCUCCUACUUUCCGUUGGAACAGGCGACAAAACGGUUUCGAUGGAGAUGCUAUUGAAGAUGAAGAAACGGUCUUGAACUCUGCCGAUGGUACCACUUCGGUCUUACAGCUGAGAGUAUACAAUGAGAGCUACCUGGGCGAAUAUAAGUGUUCUGUUUCCAAUGAUAUGGGUCAUGUCUCUAUUGUCUUUGACGUCCAAUUGGGAAAUAAACCAAACCCACCAGACUCCGUGAACUUCAUGUACGCUACGGCAUCUGAGAUGACUUUCAACGUCACUUGCUCAACGUGCAAUUUGGCGAUUGAAGAAGAAGACAAGUCUCCUGACCCCAAAAAUCUUACGGUUAUCGGUUAUUCAUUCCAGCUCGUUCCAUUCCAAGAAAAUUAUCCCGCGGAUUGGGAUGCAGCAACAGAAUUCAAAGUUGAUAUUGUGUGGUCUAACGAUACGCUAUUCACUGUGGGUCCGCUGGCUAACAAGACGACUUACCACGUGCGCGUGAGCUCGCGGAACGCAGCCGGCACGUCGGAGUGGGUGGAAGUGUCACCACCACCCUCAACGAGCUUCGCCGUCAAACUGGUCGUGUCCGUCGUCCUUCUAUUCGGCGCCUCGGUGUUCGCGCGUUGUUAUUAAUUUUUACUAUGAAGGAUCGAGCUUAUUUCUUAGAGCGAUGUUGUAGUGUUACUGUAAAUAAUUCCGUUUGAUGAUUAUGUAAUAUAAUGUAUUUAUCGUUGGAUUUUCUAAAGGCUCGAUCGGCUAUUCGAUGUUAACCGUCAAUAAUUGCUUUCUAGAAAAGAUAAUUAUUAUUUUUAUCAUAUAUUUUGUUGAAUUUAAUUUUUAAGUUAUAUGAUUUUUACGACAUCGCAAAAAUAUUUGACACAUUGGAAUUAAAAUGGUAAUAUUCGAGUCUCAUUAAAAAGGAUCCUAAAACAUAUACAAAAGACUUUAUAUAAUUAUUACUAAGACACUAUUCUUAGUUGUUAACACAUUUGAAUAAUUGAACAACAUUCCAAGCAACCGUAGAUAGAAAAUAUAAUUAUUUAAGAAGAUAUUGUGUGUUUAAAUUCAUAAAAGUGUUCACUCUAUUGAUGUAUCUAUGUUAUAAUUUAAGAUUUUAUGAUUAUAAUAACAUAAAUAUAAAACGCGAUUAUACGUGACUGAGAGGAAGAAAAUUUUGCUUCAGAUAUAAUAACAAUAAUUUCGCUUACAAUAAACGCAUACAAUGAAAGUAAAAUGUAUUGCAAUUCGUAUGAAUUUUGGUGCGUAUGCCUUAAACAAAAUGAAAGUUUAUUUGCACGAGUGCGUACUGUCUUAAAUAUUUUUUUACAAAUAAAUAACGAUUGGGAAUAUUUUUAAUAAAUCACAUUAUACAUAUGAUUUUCAAAUAUUUGAUUUAAAAAAAAAAAAGUACAUUUCGUCCACGUCGUGACUUUCGCUUUCGAUGGAUUUAUAUAAGAUUGAUAAAAUGUGUUUGUUGUUUACCUUAUGUAAUUGUCAUUUCAUCAAAAAUAUAGACAAUAAGCUUCUUUCAUUAUUGUAAUAUUAUGUGCUGUAAUAUUCAUUGAUUUGUUUUUGAGAAUUAUUAUAAAUAUGUAUUGUUUCUAGCUAAAGUAAACUUUAUAAAUGGAUAUAUUUAAAAUAGUAAAUAGAUCUCAUACGAAUGUCUCUUAUGUAUUAAAUUUAUUUUUCUUCACCUAACACGUUUCGCAGUACUCAGAUUAUCAUUACCCUUAAGAUAAAAGUAUCAAAGUGUAGAAGUAGCAGGUUAUGAAGCAGAAUGUAAUCUCUGCUUGAUUUGUGGUCGCAAUGUAAAUAUAAAAUUAAAUGUUGUUCGCUUAUAAUGUUUAAUUGUAUAGUAUUUUUAAUGAAUAUGUGCAAAUCGUAUAAAAUUGUGCUUAUGGCGUUUGAUUUUAUUUUUUGACAAACACGAAAAUUUUAACGAGAACAAAUCACAGCCAACUUUUAUAUUUAACCAACCAAUAAGAAUCGAGCAUUUGAAAGUUCAGUUCUCAGUCUCCAGUUUUACAGCAUUUAUUUUGUAAGUAUAUAAAUAUAUUUAUUUCCAAUCUCUUAUUGCUACUUAUACAUCAUUCAGACAUCACUUAUCUAUCUUCAUAUAAAAGUAAAUAGUUUGUAUAUUUGUUUAUCUGAACACGAUUAUACAGAAUGUAUCGAUGUAUUUUAGUAGGGCAUUUUCCUGAAAGAUACAUAAGGCUAUGACCUACCUACGACGGCGAAGUGGUAACGCGGGUAAAACCACGCGGAAGAGCUAGUUCACAUCAAUCACCAUAAACACAAUUUUCGUCAUAUGUUUUAGGAUUGCACUGAUUAUAUUUAUCUUUUUUAAUAUUAGGGUGUUAUUAUUUGAUGUUAAAAAUUAAAAACUCGAACUAAAUUUAGACGAUGACAAUAUUAAUUACUUCAAACCAGAGUACGCUUUGCCGCUUUUGAUACCAUUCGUACCUAAUAUUUAUAUUGGAUUUUAAACGAUAGCGUAUUGAAACUUGUAAUUUUCACUAAGUAAAAACGGUUAAAUAUUUAUUGAGUGGUAAUCGAUAGUAUUGGAUAGUACGGGAUGACUUCUCUUAUUCAUAAUUGAUUUUUAAUUCGAUACCAAUUAAAAUUACCGUCAAUUUUAUAAAGUGUUAUAUUACAAGGUGUAACUCAAUUAUAGAUAGUGUAUACAGGAAGACUGAAUUUCUUCUAUUUUGCGUUUUACUUUCUACAUUCUAGGUAUUGUAUAUUAUCGUUUUUGUGAAUGAUAUAUAUAUGUAGGAAUUUAAUAAACGAAUUUCUGUUGUUAAGCUUAAAAAGCGCGUAGGUCCCUGCCAAGUCCCAUAGGGGCAGUAAACACAUGUUCCCACAUCGUACUUCCUUUGAGCAGUUUCAAUUACCGUAAUGUUUUAUGUCAAUGUAUAUAUGUCAAUGGUUAUCUCGCUCUUAAUGUAAACAAAUUGUUAAUUACAUUACAUACACUGAUUCUGCUGAUAUUAAAGGUGGUUUAUAAAAUA